Camellia sinensis is the source of this 600-nucleotide messenger RNA. The record is from RefSeq and is a predicted model, not a curated record. NCBI's taxonomy places the organism in Eukaryota, Viridiplantae, Streptophyta, Magnoliopsida, Ericales, Theaceae.
UUGGGCUACCCACAUUUCAAUGCAUUAGUUAGGUGGAGAUUCAAAAUUGUGUUGUGCUUUACUAGGGUGGAAGACCACGUGUUGCAGACUUCGUUCAUGGUUCUGAUGGAUUAGGGAACAUUUCCUUACCUCCUCCAAAAUCCAAGAAAAUUGAGAAGACGGCAUCGGAAUUUUUGGUGGAUAUGGUUUCUAAAUAUCCUGGUGAAGUAUCCAUACUUGCGCUGGGACCAUUGACAAAUUUUGCUUUGGCAAUGAAAAGGGACUCAUCAUUUGCAAGAAAGGUUAAGAGAGUAGUUAUUCUUGGUGGAUCUUUCUUUGCAUUGGGGAAUGUCAAUCCUGCUGCUGAAGCAAAUUCCUUGGGAGUUGAGGCUUACACAUCAUGGCAAGGAUUAAACCUCAAGCUCUGCUACAACAAAGCAAGAAGAAGAAGGAUCCAAGUCGUAUCGGUGCCACUGCAGUUAUUUUGUACAGCUUAAUUAUAGUUGUGAUGGUGUUUUUCCUGUUUUCUACUUACAGACAUUGGACUCAGGUUUGUUGGAAUCUUCUUUGAUGAAUUAAUACUUGUUAUUUUGAUAAAGUAGGAUUCAAAGGGACUAGCAU